Molecule: messenger RNA, 1961 nt
Organism: Eurytemora carolleeae
Lineage: Eukaryota; Metazoa; Arthropoda; Copepoda; Calanoida; Temoridae
Product: zinc finger protein Pegasus
Exons: 2
Coding region: 334-1590 (418 amino acids)
Biological process (GO): regulation of transcription by RNA polymerase II
Cellular component (GO): nucleus
Molecular function (GO): DNA-binding transcription factor activity, RNA polymerase II-specific; RNA polymerase II transcription regulatory region sequence-specific DNA binding
Source: RefSeq, a predicted model, not a curated record
CCAGACACGCCAGGAACAGAGGGAGUGAGCGAGUCCGUUCUCGAUUCUCUUAGUUCUCACUCUAGUUGAAAUCUCCAGAGUGGAAGGACGCGGAACUAUCCGCUUGGAAAGCUGUGCCUGGAGAAACUUGAAUAUAUUCUAGUCUCAAGAUGGAAUUGGUCUCUUUUCUGUAACAUUUACUCUUUACAAACAUUUACUACGAUAUUUUUAGAAUUUAUGGACUAUGUAUCUGAACUGAGGAAUUCAAGAGAGAGAGAGUGCGCGCAGUUGGUUUGUGGAGCGGAGAGAGUUUGGUCGUGAACCAACUAAUCAGCUGAUGAUCAGCUGAUUGCUAUGAGAGGAGAACCCCAUCAGCAUGAAGACCUGGAUGAGUCAAGCCGAGGAUAUGAGGAAAGGAGGCAUGGUUGCUCCGAAUCCUAUCUAUUCCGAAAAUCCCCCCUGACAAUCCGAACCAACACUCCUCCUGCUAGGAGUGAUUCUCCCUCCUCUCCUCCCCCAACCUCCUCCAACCUCACUCCUUUACUCACUGCCACUCUUAACGCCCCUAUUGCUUAUCAAAAUACAAUAAGAGUAAAGUCUGAUAUUCCCCCUCAUAUUACAAAAAGUAGUAAACCAGAUGAUAACAAGUGCAAACCUGAUGGUUCAAACAGUCUUUCAAGCUCACAGUCAACUUUCUAUUCCUCCUUGAUCCAUCAGCUGAGACAGAAAACUGGAGAAAAUGGUGUCAAACAUCUCACACCGGCCCAGAAUAUUAAGGUGAAGAAGGAGAAGACGAAACCUCUGGCCUUCAUGUGUCCAGCAUGUAAAAAGAGGUUCCAACGACAGAUUGCUAUGAACGCACAUUUUCAGAACGAACACAUUUCUCCGUCCUCAGGACCUGGAGAGAGAACGUGUAAACUGUGCGGAGGAGUUUCUCCAAGUCUGGCAGCAGUUCGUCAGCAUCUCAAGAUAGUGCACAAAAUCGACCUUGAGAAUCCAACCCAGUGCUUUGAAGAAACCAGGAACCAGGUCGGGGCAAAGUAUUCGGUUUUGGAGGCCUCUCUUAGGUCCGGAUAUCAGGACGAAUCUGAACCGUCCUGCUCCAAUAUAGAUAUGUAUGAGUCUGGUCAAUCCUCUCCUCAGAGUAUCUCUCCUUCUCCUGCCCACACUCCAACUAGCAGCGAGUCCCCGGAGCGAUCUCUCUUCCCGUUGAAACCGGAAGGAUUUUUCCAUCUUGAAGAAGAUGAUCCACAGGUGGAAGAUCUCAGUAUACGUAAACCCGUUCUAACUUCUCCCUUGCCUUCAAAACGAUUCUCUCCAGGACCCAGAUCUCCCCGCCCGGAGUCUCCCAGCGCUAAACCCAGUAAGAAGAUAAAACUCAGGGACGGUUCACCGUCUCCAGCCUUCUCCCAGCCGGCGAGCGUUCCGGUUAGCUCAGGGAGCGGGUUCACUUGUAACCACUGUAACAUUGUGUAUCCCAACCAAACCUUGUACUUUCUCCACCGAGGGUUCCACUCCGAAUCCAAUCCCUGGCGUUGCAACUCCUGCGGACAUAUUUCAAGUGAUCUCUACGAUUUUAACACCCACCUCUUUAGUGUAGCACAUCAGUAGCCACCAGUUUUGCCAUACUUUAAUUAACCAAGAAUAUUAAGCGGAGCUGUUCUCCGUCUUUAAACCGCUUAGAUAUAAUUGCUAUUUCGAGUCAUCAGACACCCUGGGUAUACAGUCAAAGAAUAUGCUCAGGGUCUGAAUUCUACUGAAGCCUACCGACUGCAAGUUAUUUCUCAGUUAUGCAUACUUUAUUAUUUAUUGUAGAUAUAGUCCCUAGGACACAAUACACGUUUCACAAUCUAGUUUUCAGACAAACUUAUUUUUAUAUACUUUAUAUAUUUUAUAUGUAAUUACAAAAAUUUGUGUCCAAAAGUUUUUUAUUGUAAAAUUUUGAAAACGCGCAAAAGAAUGUUAUUAAAUACGCAACUGUU